AUGGGCUCGUCGGGUGAAACCGCAUUUCUCUGUCAAGACAUCAACGCGAUCGGCCGGGAGGCCAGGGCGCUGUUCAACGUCGGCCAGGCGGAAGGACUGACAAUCUGGUCCCCGAACGUGAACAUCUUCCGGGACCCGCGCUGGGGCCGCGGGCAGGAGACACCAGGCGAGGACCCGGCCGUGGCGAGCCGCUACGCCGUCGCCUUCGUCCGGGGCAUCCAGGGGAACAGCUCGUCCUCGCUCCUGCAGACCUCGGCUUGCUGCAAGCACGCCACGGCCUACGACCUGGAGGACUGGAACGGCGUGGCGCGCUACAGCUUCGUGGCCCGCGUGACGGCGCAGGAUCUGGAGGACACCUUCAACCCGCCGUUCCGUAGCUGCGUCGUCGAAGGAAAGGCCAGCUGCAUCAUGUGCGCCUACACGGCCAUCAACGGCGUGCCGGCGUGCGCGAACACUGAUCUGCUCACCGGGACCGUCAGGGGGGACUGGGGCCUCGAUGGGUACAUCGCCUCGGACUGCGACGCCGUGGCCAUCAUGCGCGACGCGCAGCGGUACGCGCCCACGCCGGAGGACGCCGUCGCCGUCUCGCUCAAGGCUGGACUGGACAUAGACUGCGGCUCCUACAUCCAGCAGCACGCCACGGCCGCAAUCCAGCAGGGGAAGUUGACGGAGCAGGACAUCGACAAGGCCCUCACCAACCUCUUCGCGGUCCGGAUGCGGCUGGGACACUUCGACGGCGACCCGAGGAAAAACAUGUACGGCGCCCUAGGCGCCGCGGACAUCUGCACACCGGAGCACAGGAAUCUUGCGCUCGAGGCAGCGCAGGACGGCAUCGUGCUGCUCAAGAACGAUGGUGGCAUCCUCCCACUCGACCGGUCCACGGUGACCUCCGCUGCCGUCAUCGGCCCCAAUGCCAACGACGGCAUGGCGCUUGUCGCCAACUACUUCGGUCCGCCAUGCGAAUCCACUACGCCGCUUAAGGGGCUCCAAAGCUAUUUGAACAAUGUGAGGUUCCUGGCCGGGUGCAAUUCGGCGGCCUGCGACGUCGCCGCGACGGACCAGGCUGUCGCGCUGGCGGGCUCGGAGGACUACGUGUUCCUGUUCAUGGGGCUGAGCCAGCAGCAGGAGAGCGAAGGGAAGGAUAGGACGAGCCUGCUCCUUCCGGGGAUGCAGCAGAGCCUCAUCACUGCCGUUGCCGACGCGUCAAAGCGACCGGUUAUCCUGGUGCUUCUCUCCGGCGGACCGGUGGACAUCACGUUCGCGCAGUCGAACCCAAAGAUCGGUGCCAUCCUAUGGGCUGGGUACCCCGGACAGGCCGGCGGCCUCGCCAUCGCCAAAGUGCUAUUCGGCGACCACAACCCCAGCGGGAGGCUGCCGGUGACGUGGUAUCCGGAGGAGUUCACCAAGGUGCCCAUGACGGACAUGAGGAUGCGUGCCGACCCGACCAGCGGCUACCCUGGACGGAGCUACCGAUUCUACCAGGGCAAGACCGUCUACAAGUUCGGCUACGGCCUCAGCUACUCCAUUUUCUCCCGCCGGCUAGUCUACGGAACCAGUAUGCCUACGCUCUCGAGCACUGUUCUCACUGGCCUAAGGGAGACAAUGACAGAGGAUGGCGACCGUAGCUACCACGUCGACGACAUCGGCACUGACGGAUGCGAGCAGCUCAAGUUUCCAGCCAGGGUGGAGGUGCAGAACCACGGACCCAUGGACGGGAAGCACUCGGCGCUCAUGUUCCUCCGGUGGCCAAACACGAAAGGAGGCCGCCCGGCAAGCCAGCUGAUUGGGUUCAGGAGCCAGCAUCUCAAUGCAGGGGAGACGGCCAACCUCAGGUUUGACAUCAGCCCGUGUGAGCAUUUCAGCAGGGUGAGGGCGGAUGGCAGGAAGGUGAUCGAUAUUGGGUCUCAUUUCCUCAUGGUUGACAACCAUGAGAUGGAGAUAAGGUUUGAGGCUUGA
This is a messenger RNA of Miscanthus lutarioriparius, 1956 nucleotides long. NCBI's taxonomy places the organism in Eukaryota, Viridiplantae, Streptophyta, Magnoliopsida, Poales, Poaceae. The record is from the annotation of a GenBank genome assembly.